Messenger RNA from Microbotryum saponariae, 1252 nucleotides. The record is from the annotation of a GenBank genome assembly. NCBI's taxonomy places the organism in Eukaryota, Fungi, Basidiomycota, Microbotryomycetes, Microbotryales, Microbotryaceae.
AUGUCUCGAAGGCUGCUUGUCGCACCCCAAAUGUGGUCAUCGUGUCGAACAGAAGCUACAUCGUUCGCGUUCCGUGGCCCUCCGACCCGGGCUCCACUCGCGAUCGGCCAGGACCAGCGUCAUCGUUACGCCCCCUCAAGCAGUACAGCACGCUUCGUCUCGCGUAUCGCAGCCGGAUCAACAUUCAAUUCACCCAAUGCAUUUUCCGGACUACGGGCUGCGUUCCAGCGGCCGUCGUCAUCGCCGUGCGUCCCGUCGACGUCACCCCCACAUGCCUCGUCCCCGAUCCUCCGGCGGCUACUGCACUCGUCCCGCACCUCGCACGGCCCACGCUCCUACUAUCCUUCCUCGCAAUCACCCCGCUCACAACCACGCUCGUCCUCUCUCGUGGCGCGGCUCAACUCGUUCUCGCCCAAUACGGUCCUGUACGCCCUGAUCGCGCUCAACGUCGCCGUCUUCCUCGCGUGGCAGUUCGCCCAUCAGGUCUACCAGCAGUACCGCGAUCCUUCCUUGCUCAGGAACUUGCAAAACAACUUCACCACAAGCUGGAGGAACAUCACCCAGGGCAGGGUAUGGUGUUUGCUGACCAGUUGUUUCAGUCAUGAGGGCACAGGUGCGUGGCUCAGAUCAGAUACCGGGUGACAGACCAGACACUGACCACUUUUUCCUUUCGAUCAUCAGGGCAUAUCUUGAUGAAUCUUCUUUCGUACGUCGAGGUCGUCAACCAUCGUGCAGCUGGAAAAAUCCUGACCGCACGUGAAAAUCCUGUCUCCGCAGCCUCUACUUUAUGGGACCCCCGGUGAUGAUGAUGCUCGGCAACGCCGGAUUCCUCUCCUUGUACCUCUUCUCCGUAAGGCCGUAGUUGACUCUUACCCUAUAUACUCUACCACUGACUCUGAGUCCCCAAUCCCCCUGUCCGACUGACUCGUAGGGCGCCGUCGCGUCGUUGACCUCGCUCCUCUUCUCGCGUCUCUCCCUUCCUCAAUCGCAAUCGCUCGUCUACUCGGCCCACGGUGCCUCAGGGGCCAUCUACGGUUGUCUAUCCUUCUUCGCCGCGGCGUACCCUCGAACGACCUUCCUCCUCUUCUUCGUCGUGCCCGUUCCCGCCUGGGCUUGCGUGGCCGGUAUCUUGGGAUGGGAUUUGUACGGCGCUUUGGGUAGGAGAGGCGGUACGACCGAUUCAGCGGGGCAUGUGGGCGGCGUGGUGGCGGGGUUGAUGUGGUUUGCUUUGUUGAGGGGUCGGUUUAGGUAG